AUGAAUGCCCGUGGUUGCUGUGCCAGUGCCCUGUAUACCCAUCUUCACAUUCCUCGGAUUGCUUCCUCGUUUCUCUCUUCCUCAUAUCUCGGAUUUCUCUCUUCCCUGGUCUCAAUCAACUUACCAUCCUCGUACGCCUCUUCUUCCUCUCCCUCUUCUGUAUCCUUCUCUUCCACCUCACCUUCCCCUUCUGCUCCCCUUCUCGUUGACUCCUUAUUCUUCUCCUCCGCCAGCCCGUGUCUAUCCCCUUCUGCUCCCCCAUCCGUAUACCCAUUCUUCUCAACAACCCCUCACAUCUUUGCUCAAGACCUCUCUCACAACUACCUCACAGGCCGCGCACUGAAGCUCCUUGCUGCGCGAACCCUAUAUCUCUCCAGCAACUUCCUCUCGGGCCCUCUGCCCGACGGGGCAUGCCAGCCUCACUCUUUUGAUGCCAACUGCUUCACGUUGCCGCUUGGCUGUGCCUUGGUGCCCCAGCGACAGGAGGCAGCAUGCAAUGCAUUCUGUGGCGUCUCCUCUGCUGCUGGUGCUGCUGCUGCUGCUGCGUGUGGAGGACAUGGGGUGUGCUAUCCAGAGGGGGCUAGCUUGGCACCCACAUGUCUGUGUGAUGCGGGAUUCGUGCAAUUUGGAGGGAUCACCUUUGUUGCUCAAGGCCAGAACAAAAACUACUCAAGCAGUCAAGCGGUUCUCCCACCAGCAUCUAUACUCACCAGGGGGGGGCAGCGCGAGACGAAGGGGAACUUCACCGCAGAGCCGGUGAAGUUGUUUGUGUACGAGGCAAACCAGGGACUGUCGCGGUGUGGGCUGCAGCUCGCCUUUCACGCCAACUUUACCUUCUCCCUCUUGCCUCGAUCUGGCCACGUGGGCUUCAACGGCUUAGCGUUUGUCAUCUCGGCAACGGACCAGGUGGGGAGUGGCGCUGGGGUGGGGUAUGGUGGAAUGGACACACGGAGCAUGGCGGUGGAGUUUGACACUCUGCAGAACAAGGAGCAUGGCGACAUGAGCAGCCACCAUGUCGGGCUGAACGUUCGAGGCGAAGACAGAUCGCUAGUCGCUGUGAGGUCACCCUUCCGUCUGAGCAACAGGAAGGCGUACACGGCGUGGGUGGACUAUGAGCCAGGAGACCCCGGCACCAUCCAGGUCUUCCUGGCUGACUCGCAGGAGAAGCCGCAGCAAGCGGUGCUGGAGUGGAGGCUGGCGCUGUGUGAGGUGCUGCAGGGUGCAGUUGAUCAGCCCGCCUUCUUCUUUGGCUUCGUGGCGUCCACCACUGUGAAGCCGUUUCAGCGGCACGUCAUUCUUGAAUCGACAGUGGAUACAGGCCUUCCUGCUUCUCCCCGAACAGUCACACGUAAUCCAGCGCAUCGUCGGCGCUCUAACCUAACACUCGUUUUCAUCAAUUCGUCACUCUCGUCACUUCUUCUCCUCGUCGGGCUGCCGCCCGUCGCCCUGCAGCUUCUCGUCGGGCCGCCGCUCGUCGCCCUGCAGCUUCUCUUCGGGCUGCCGCCCGUCGCUCUGCUGCUUCUCGUCGGGCCGCCGCCCGUCGCCCCGCAGCGUCAUCUUCGGGCUGCCGCCCGUCGCCCCGCAUCUGCACUCCUACCCCCAUCCCCCCUCUUUCCCGCAGAUGAACAGGUGCAGCAACGCAGCCGAGCAGCAGCGUAG
This is a messenger RNA of Closterium sp. NIES-65, 1659 nucleotides long. The record is from the annotation of a GenBank genome assembly. NCBI's taxonomy places the organism in Eukaryota, Viridiplantae, Streptophyta, Zygnematophyceae, Desmidiales, Closteriaceae.